Messenger RNA from Elaeis guineensis (African oil palm), 2932 nucleotides. RefSeq lists its product as uncharacterized. Gene Ontology annotation, molecular function: mRNA binding; U1 snRNA binding. Gene Ontology annotation, biological process: mRNA splicing, via spliceosome. NCBI's taxonomy places the organism in Eukaryota, Viridiplantae, Streptophyta, Magnoliopsida, Arecales, Arecaceae. The record is from RefSeq and is a predicted model, not a curated record. Gene Ontology annotation, cellular component: precatalytic spliceosome; U2-type prespliceosome; U1 snRNP.
CCACUCAUCUAAAUCUGGUGCUUUUAGCUUCUCUUUCCUCCAGCCCUCCGAAGCGCUCCUUGGAAAAACACGGAGCAUCUUAGGGCUCCUCCGUAGGGUCAUUUCUCUUAAUAUUUUUCCCCUAAAAAAAUUCAGUCACGGAGAUCGAGAAGAGGGAUGGAUUUCGGUUCUCCUGAUAAGAGUUUAGAAGAGACCAGCCAAGAAGAAGGGGCUCAAUAUGUCGGAGAGCUAGACCGUAACUUACUUGAUAACAAGGAUGAAAAGGAUGGAAAAAGUUUUCAAGGUGAAACUGAAGCAUUGGAUUUUAGUAUGCAAGGUUACACAAAUCAGGAGCAUGCUGGAUUCCCUCUGUUAUGUGGUAAUCCAGCUUUUCUAUCACCCGUAGAGAAAGCUGAAGAAACUUGUUUGCCAGUUGAGUUAGAUAUGCAACAUGAAGAUUUGGAGAGGAAGAUUACAGACUAUACUGAUGAUGGAUUGAAGUCCACAAUCAAGGAAUAUGAAAACCAUGAUAAAAUGCAAGGGGCUGACUAUGUUAGUCUUUCUGGUGAGCAGGUUGAUAAAAGUGCUAGUGGAUCAUCAAAUAUACUGGAAUCUAGAAAUUCAGAUCCAUGCUUUGAUAAGCCUGUCUUAUCAGCUGAUAACAAUGAUAAUUCUUAUGAAGUAGUGGAUGAUGGAACCUAUGGCUAUCAAAGUGCAAAGUCGCCAACUUUGAUGGCAACAGAGAAUGGAGAUGUUCGAAACAUAUCAGGGAAUUCUCAAUCUACAAAGGGUGAGCUUGGCAAUGAGGAAAUGAAUCAUUUGAACUUUAGUCAUGUUAUUGAAAUGAAGGAGAAUGACUACCCUGUGGAGACAGUAGCUUCCAAUAAUGAUGGGAUGGUAAGGAAGUGCAUUGGUCUGCAUUCUCCUAGAAAAGUGCAAAAUAGUACACCAUCACCGGAGAGAAAUAUGUCUGAUCCUAUGGAAAGGUCUCCCAACAACCAACCAUCUGCAAGUCAAGAGCCCGCCUUUCCGGAAAAUAAUGAGAAGAAAUCAGCUCCUGCAAUCCCAUCUAAAAGGAAACGAUCACCUUCUCCUGAAAAGCAUGCCGUGGUUCAGAAGAGAGCUUCUUCCCAUGAUCGUUUAUCUUCUUCUGUAAGAUGGAAAUCUCCUUCAGGAAGGAUAACACAUCAACAUUCUCAUCACAGAGAUGAUUCUCCAGGAAAAUGCUUGUCAGCUUCGCCUCGAAGGCGAGAUUCCCCACGAAGAAGAGAGAGAUCUGCAUCUCGAUCACCUGCGAGGAGAGAUUCUUCUAGAUCCAGAAGAGGCAAACAUGGUAGAUCUCAAUCAAGGUCUCCCAAUGCAAGGGAUUGUUAUCGAAGAUCACCAAGGAGAAGGCAUUCUCCAAGGCGCAGAUCUCCACCAGCAAGUUAUCAUUCUCGUUGUCGCUCUCCAAGGAGGCCUUGGUCACCACCUCCAAACCGCAGCACUGGAAUUGGCAGGCCUGGAAGGAAUUUAUUUGUUGCAGGUUUCAGUUAUGUUACUACUGAAAGAGAUUUAAAGAAGAAAUUCUCGAGGUUUGGACAUGUAACAGAUGUUCGCAUAGUUCGGGAUAAGAGGUCAGGGGAUUCUCGUGGCUUUGGUUUUCUAUCCUUGGAAAGAGAUGAGGAUGCUGAUGCUGCAAUACGUGCUAUUGAUCAGACAGAGUGGAAUGGUAGAAUUGUUCUGGUGGAGAAAUCAAAGACAUAUGCUCGCUAAACCCUCUAUCAUAGAUUUUAUUAUACUUGAAGAGAGAGGGAGAUAGCUGAUUUUUGUCAGCUCUACUCCAUACCGAUGUUCCUUUCGGCCAUAUGACAUUGGUUAUAAGUAUACGGCAAGUAUUACUCUAAACCAGACUCUUGAUGCUGUCUUAGGUCUAUCUUUGCUUGUUUGGUAUGGACGGACUAAUUUUGACAGAUUUUAAAUAAUCUUGGUUGUUUUGCUUCUCUGUUUAAAAAUGUGUAUUAUAUGUACUCUGUUAGAGGAUAGCUCAUGUGAAAUUCUCUUUCAGGGUACAGCAACAGUUAGAAAUGAAAGCUACUGUACAUUUCUUUUGAGUCUGGGAACCUCUUCCUUAAAGAGUACCAUGCAUUACAAACAUUGUGCAUGAUUUGAACCUGCCAACUCGAAACUGGUUAUCAUGGGCAUCCUGAUUUUAUAAUAUAAUAUCCAGUGCCUUCAAGACUUGCCUGAAUUGGCUUAUUGGCUAUGUUUAAAUUUGUUGAAUCAAGCUUGAUGUCCCCCUAUCCUUCUUUGUUUUGGCACAUGUCUGUGCCUAUAUGUUUUAUCUCAACCCAUGGCAGCUUUUCCCCAACCGACCGUGGUCGAGUUAGUGUGCACUUCCAGUUCCCUAGCAUGGCUUCUGAAGCUUGCCUGCACAAAACAUCAACUAACUCUGCUGUGUGAGCUAAUGGCUUGUACUUGUCCUUAAUAAUACCACAAGCCUGAUGACCUGAACCUUACUUUUGUUCAAGCACCGUUAGCACUUGGAAAUGUCAGUCUUAUGUGGUACAAAUCAUGGUUUCAAAACUAAGCAUCAUGGAGAUAAGUUACCGUUCUAAUCUGGCUAUCUGGUCUUGUAAACUGGUGAGAGAAAAUGUGACGGUUGUAGAAAUGCUUGGUCAUAACCUUUUUUCAGGAUCCUAAGCCCAACAGUAUACCUUACGAAGGUUUCUUUAGAAUGAAAUGAUUUUUCUGCAGAGUUUGGCAGAAAUUAAUGUUUUUAUGUGUGUACAACAGCUUUUAAACUCAUUUUAGGAGAGAACUUUUGACAUUCAUAGUGAUAUUAGGCUGCUUUUUCUAGGUGAUAGAAGAGCCAGCCACUAUUGUUCUCUCUAUACAAUGAAUGCAAAAUUAGCACGACUCAAUUCUGUAUCUUUUUAAAUUGUUUAAAAUGUGAUGGGAAUCAUCGUUUCAC